AUGAAACUUUUCGAUGACUUUUGCAAGAGCCUCAACGAGGAACUGCAGCGGGAGAAUUUCGGCUUCGCAUACAAAGGCGUAGAUUUGUUCUACCGAUCGCAGUGGCAAAAGGGUGUCACCAACGCCCUCUACCUUCUGUAUCGAUGGAUAUGGGCCCUGUUCUUCCUGGGCGUCCAUAUCAUGUGUAUUAUUAUGCAGUUCUGCGGUGGGAAGUUCUUCAUUUACAUGACCAACUGGGGAUAUGGUCUGUGCACCAUCACCAUGCUCCUUGCCGCAGUGCAGGUCACCUGUUGGCACUACGAUCUGAGGAAUACCCGGAGUCUAGUGCAGGAGUCAGGCAACAAAACGGAGACCACGAGGGGACUGAAAAUCUACUGGUGGCUGUACAAUAUGACCAUAACGAUGGCAUUGAGCAUCUCCACAGUGUACUGGGUCUUCCUGCAUGGCAAGAUGAAUAAACCCUUGCGUUUUCCGGUUACUAACGUUAUUACCCAUGGACUGAACACGGUGAUGAUGCUGAUCGACUACCUGGUCGUGGCAUUUCCACUGAGGCUCCUUCAUGUGGUCUACAGCAUAGCUUUGGCAAUUCUGUUCUUUGUCUUCACCCUCAUCUAUCAUUUCUGUGGGGGCACAGAUGAACAUGGCAAUCCCUAUGUGUAUCCCAUAUUGGAUUGGAGAAAUCCCACUAGCUGUCUGGUGACAUUUGCGGGCAUCUUUGUGCUUAUCGUAUGCUACUGGUUCCUGCUCUUCGGCCUCUAUAAGCUGAAGAGAAUGUUCAAUAAAGCCUCCAGUUCGGUGUAG
Drosophila persimilis is the source of this 801-nucleotide messenger RNA. Its product is annotated as protein rolling stone. Gene Ontology annotation, cellular component: membrane. The record is from RefSeq and is a predicted model, not a curated record. The coding region runs from base 1 to 801 and encodes 266 amino acids. NCBI's taxonomy places the organism in Eukaryota, Metazoa, Arthropoda, Insecta, Diptera, Drosophilidae. The transcript has a single exon.